Messenger RNA from Colletotrichum costaricense, 279 nucleotides. RefSeq lists its product as uncharacterized. Bases 1 to 279 code for a protein of 92 amino acids. NCBI's taxonomy places the organism in Eukaryota, Fungi, Ascomycota, Sordariomycetes, Glomerellales, Glomerellaceae. The transcript has 2 exons. The record is from RefSeq and is a predicted model, not a curated record.
AUGAGUGAACGGGCGCCACGGCAUGGAAGGCUUCUCGCCAUUUCCGACCUGCGUCUCACAGCUGCGGUGAAGACCGACAUCAGGCCACGGCACCGCAGCAACCUGAUACGCUGUGCAAAUGGGUCGUUGACGCCGCCGGAGGUUCCAGUUCAGAGGGACGACAAGCGAGGAUGUGCCGAAGACGCAGGCCUCGCGCCGACGGAGGGCGGAACAACAGGCUUGGGAAUGACAAGCAGCUUUGAGUUCCGCGGCACCCUCUCUCCGGUUGCCUUUGGCUAG